AUGGCACAACUUAAAACUCAAAUACCUGCACUCGCACUCUUUUUUCUCUUAAAUAAUUUACUCGUUAAACAAGUCAUUUCGUAUCCACUCUUGAAAACAAACGGAGGAAAUGUUGAUGUAAUGUUGCCUAAUGAUCAUUUACUUAAACGUCAAAUUACAACGAAAGCUAUCAAAAUGGGAUUAAAAGCUGCUAAAAGAUUAAUAUUAAAAUACAAUGUUGUUUUAAUAAUUCUUAUUGUUGUUCGAAAGAAUGAGAAAUGUAGAAACACAUUCAAUCCAAUCUUUGACUAUGAGCUUGAUGUUAAUGGUAGUGAUAUUGUGGAUGGUGAUGCUGAUGCAAAAGGACGUAUUGGCCAAACAUCUGCUCUCUUUCUGAAAAACAAAGCCAAUAUAACAUUGCCACAUCUUGUUGAACAUUCAAGCGAUCUUGUUAAUGAUAGAUAUAUUUUUGUUGCCUAUAGAAUCGACUCUACAUUCAUAAUGCAAGCAAUUACCAAAGGUACUCUCAGUAGAACUUUAUCUAGUAUAUUAUCUUCUGGUACAGUAUCAUCUGAGCCAGUAACAUCCAAUACAAUAAAUAAUAAUUCCUUGAGAAUGGUAUAUACAGCAUCAUUGGUAGUAAUACUCGUAUUAGUAUUGUCUCAGAAGGAAAAGUCAUUGUAG
This is a messenger RNA of Entrophospora sp. SA101, 663 nucleotides long. Lineage: Eukaryota; Fungi; Glomeromycota; Glomeromycetes; Entrophosporales; Entrophosporaceae. The record is from the annotation of a GenBank genome assembly.